Laccaria bicolor S238N-H82 is the source of this 6234-nucleotide messenger RNA. RefSeq lists its product as uncharacterized. Bases 1 to 6234 code for a protein of 2077 amino acids. The record is from RefSeq and is a predicted model, not a curated record. NCBI's taxonomy places the organism in Eukaryota, Fungi, Basidiomycota, Agaricomycetes, Agaricales, Hydnangiaceae. The transcript is spliced from 31 exons.
AUGUUGGGAUCGUAUCGCGCAGAUGGCGAUCAACGAAAACAGCGAAUCGACUUGUGUGGCGGAGUAGUCGGAGCGGAAGGAGGUGGCGUGCCAGCGACGUUGACUUCUCAUCUUGUCAGCCUCAGCAGGAGCAAAAACGAGAAAGGGCGCAAGGGGGAACGGUUGAAAGCCCCCCUGUAUUGGCAUCCUGGCGUGCCAGGGAUUCGGAUAUCGUAUGGAGGUCGACUGUCCUCCUGGUCCACGGGUCAUAGUACCCUCAAACGCACCGCCUCCAGGAGGGAUACGGGGAGUCGUUGUGAUCGAUGCAUCAUCCGACGCAAGGCCCGAGAUUUCUGUGCGAUGAGGGGUGGAGUGGUGAAUGGUGUUGGGAUGGCGCUGGGAAAUGGUGGUGGGAACCCUUAUAUCGUACCCGUACGAAGACCACCUAUGAAUAACGUGAGCGUCUCGGGUGCUCAUCAAGGCGCCAAUCCUUCAAGACCGUUCAUGUUGCUACCACACCAAUUCCAAAGACCGAGUCACCCGCCCAUACCCCAUUCAAUCGGGCCCUACGUCAACCAUUUCAACUCGCGCGGAGAAAUGGUUCAAUUUGUGUCACGGCCAAUGGUUCCCCCCCUCCCUACGUCCGCUCCGAUACAACUAUGCAAGACACCAGGCUGUAACGCAGUCUUACUCCCCCAAUACCACUACCCCGGACGACUAUGCAAGCGCUGCCAACAAACGCAAUAUCAGUUCGUGCCACCACGGGCGCCUGACAUGCAGCGCCCACCACCACCACCAUCACCCCCAUCCUCGAAAUCGACGACUGUCGAGGAGGAUGCCGCUAUUGAUCUAACCAACUUGGACGCGGGAUUGGACGAUGACGAUGAUGUUGAGAUGGACGAUCUUGAGCUUGAACUGACAUACCCCGAGCUACCACCCGCAACCCCAAGCCCAUUCGUCACCACACCAUUGGUAACAAACGCGAACCCCAGAGUUCCACCACCAUCAAUUACACGAAUCCCGCCCGUCCCUCGAGCGCCUACCAACCAUCGAAAACGACGUAAAGUUGAUGUUGGCAUCGCUGAAUCUAGACAAACGAAGAUUAAGGUUCCGGUUCGGAAGACAUCCCUGAAACUCUGCUCCUCACUCGACUGUACGGGCGUCGUUUCGCCCGAGUCGAGAGCUAGGCGGUGUGUAGGGUGUGUUAUGCGGGCGUGGAGAGUGUUGAAGGUUGGGUUGGGUGGGGUUGAUGAUCGGGAGGAGGGGGAAACGGGGAGGGACAAGGACGAGGGCGAGGGAAACAACGGGAAGGGGAAGACGGAGCGGAAGAAUGGGAAGAAGAUGGGGAAGAAGAAGGGGGUAACGUGGGCUGACGAAGCGGAGGGAGGGGGGUGUUUGGAGAAAAUGACGAGGAUUGUGCCGCUGCCUCUUUUGGAUGAUGUUGAGCGGAAGGUGUGUGGGGAGAUGAUGGGGUGUGAGAAGGGGGAGGAGGGGAGGGUGAGAGUUGAGUGUGCGGCGGGUCUGGAUGAUCAUGAAGGUGGGGAUGUUGUUAUGGAUGAGGUUGAGGAUGUGGAUGAAGAUGUGAUGCCCUCUGAUGCCAGCGCGGACCCUCCGAAUCUUCGCUCUGACUUCCCGAUGCCAUGUCUGCCUACACCACCGCCAUCCGCCUCUCCACCACCGUGUUCCUCUGUCCCUCCGCCCUCUUUGGCCUCGCCUUCGUCACCUGGACCAUCGCCCGUAGAGGUUGAGAAUGAGGCCUCUCAUCAUCAACAUUCGACGAUCAGGGACCUCGACUUGAAGACGACGGAUACGGACGUUCGUAUACCGGGGUGGGACAGCGACCUUUCGAACCUUUCAGAGUCUGAUUCGCUUGACGAGGAUGACGACGACUCAGAAACGGACUCAACCACAGACUCAGAUUCUGAUUCCACUGACGAGUCUGAUUCUACUGAUGAUUCGGACACUAGUAUCAGCACCAACACAGUACCAGUAUCAGUACCAGUACCAGAACCAGCCCAACCAUCCAUAACGGGCCUCAAGAUCCGCAUUCGUAUACCCCCCGCGCGUAUCAGACUUUUGAGGUUUUGGAGGGUCGGCCUGGGUAUUGUGUGUUGUGUCGAGCGAGGAGGCGGGCGAGGAGGAGGGGGCGAGACGAGGCUGCCCUCGACUUUCUACAAGACUCCCCAGAAGAAGAAGAAGAAGCGACGACAAUCGUACCGGGUGCCCGGCUGUGUUCAAUCCGCGAUUGUACACAUAUUAUACCGCCCCCUUCGGAGUAUCGUUGGAAGAUGUGUAGUUGGUUUGAAAGGUGAAGGGAGAUGUCAGAGUAGGGAUUGUGGCAUGCUUCGAGCCGUUAACUCCACGUCGGUGGAGUGUAAACAAUGUUUGACGGGAGCACGGUACUCUAAAAAGCGCGCCCGACCGAAAAGCAGUCCUUCAAGUUCUGGGAUGAUGGAUGUUUUGGGGCGGAUAGUAGCCCGUCGGAAGGAAUACACACCUGAAAAACCUCGGAUCCCAUCAUCCUACAUCGAAUACAAAUCGCUCUCCUCCCUCCUAGAAGACUUCCGAAUUCGGCUCGGGGGGUUCUUACAAGCGCAAUCAUACCACUUCAUGCACAUGUGCAACAACAACUCGACACCGCGCGCGGCGAUAUUCGGGUUCGACGGCGAGUUUUCGGUUGUUGCGCUUGAUUUGGACGUUCCUUCACGGAAGGCGGAGGUAGAGGGGGAGGUGUUGAGGUUGAAGGGGGAGGUUGAGAGGAUUGGGAGGGUCAGGUUUAGAGGAUGGUGUCGAUUUUCGAUUUUGGGAUCAUCACUCGUUUCGUCCUGGAGAAGGAGGAGAGAAACCGAGAACGAAAACGAAAAUGAUGCAGGCUUACAACCGGUAUCUACCGGUUACAACCAUUCCAAUCGCCGGUGGCCGUCUGAGUAUAGCCACUGGUGGCCACAAAUCAACACCGUAGGGUAUAUAGCUCUUGUCAUGACAAUAUUACUAGUUUCCUCUUCCACCCCCAUUUACUACACACCAAUGGACAACCCUCUCCAGAUUACACAGCUCCUUGAAUCAGUGGGAGCUGAUCUCGUUAAUGAGUACAUCAGCGAGAUAUUUCCGACACCUGUCGUCGCGUCUGGGUGGCACAAAAUUGAAAAUGCCCCAGACUGGAUUGAUAUGCAUGCUUUCAUGGGCUGGAUGAGCCGCCGUCUUCAGUCACAGCCAAAAUCCCAAUCCACCCCUACAUCUUCUCGACACAUUAAACGCGAGCCUAUCGCCCUGACUCCAAUCAUCAAACGCGAGCCAGAUAUAAUUAGUCUUACCGAUUCUGAUGGCUCCGAUGUUAUUGAGUCUGUCGGCGCGCCUUCCUGGGCCACCCUUGCUCCUCAGCGACAUCGCAAAGCCUCCUCCAUGGGAAAGAAAAGGCCUCGAAAAUCAUCUCCCAUCGAUUCUGAAGGCUCUGACUGUGAAGUACUCGACAAGCCUUCUACUGCUGCACCACCACGGCGUCAUCGUAAAAUGGCUCCAUCCCAGAAGAAACGUAGGAUUCGAAAAGGUUCUUCCUCCGAGGAGGAGAAUGAAUAUAUCAAAAUUACACGACAACUCAAAGUGAAGAACCUUGUUACGCUCACGGAACUUCCAAAAACUUGGACUGUUCCAAGGCCCGAAGAUGACAUUGCAUAUCUCCUUGACCUCAGUGAUGAUACUCGCGUGUGGGAAGAUGAAUCAGGCAAGGCUCUAUCUAUGGCAGCCAUUCUCAAGAGCGAGGACCAGGAUUCGUGGGGUGGUGGGAGCUGUGGUUCUAUCAAACCGGCAAAGACACCAAAGGUCAUCCCGCUCGAUAACCAGCCCUGUCAAUAUGCGGAGCACCGUUGUCAGGGGGUCUACCACUGUAGUGAGAUUGAUCCCAGCCUUUUAGAUUCCUGCGAGCGCUAUGAGCCUGAUGAAGAUGAGCGCCGAGAACUUUUUAAUGCGGAACGAGAAGUUAAUAUGGAAGAAACAUCUAUUGUCGAGUUGCGAGCAGUUGCCUUUGUCAAAGAAGCCGAAGGGAUUGCAUGUCCCGCUGUUGAUGAAAGUGGAACCCCAUGUGCAGGAGUCGCCGUUUAUCGUAAAAUGAAUAAAGUCAACUGGGAUGGGAAAAAAUCGUUUGUUGGCUGCUCGAGAUAUAUGCACGGCGACAGAAAAUCCCAUCGCUUUGUAUCCAUCCCUAAAGAAGUGAAUGAAGGUCACGUCAAAGAACUAUUAACAUCUGGGGACAAAUCUUUGAAGACUCUCGUCAAUACGAAGGCAUGCGCUCAUGUUAUUUCUGCUCGUUCAGGAUUGAAGGGGGACGGGAAAUGCAAGUAUUCUCACGUCAAGGACGGAAAAGUUGUGCAAGGGCGUCUCAUGCACCGUAACUGCCCAACAUUAAUUCAGAUAUACUCACCAGUUGAUCGAUCUGAUCGUCGCGCCAUCGUUAUUUUGCGUGGAGCGCACAACCACCCUAUGCUUGUCGCAACCAAACUCUCACGCGAUGGGAAGGAUAAAUACAAGGAGGCUGCAAGAAAGGCAGGACCAAUCGGACUUACCGUUCUGAAUCUUGAUAAGGCCCCUUCUACGAAAGCGUUUUUUAAUGGUGACAUUCCCGCAUUGGCAGACCCUGCCCUAGCAAUAUCAAGGCUGCACCGCAAGCUGGUCCGUGAAGUCAGAAAUGAGAAUAAUCCUCACGGGAAUGAAUUGGAGGGAGUUUUGUACAUGCACAGAAAAAACCACGAGCUUCUGCCUGAGAAGAGGUACAUUCAUGAAGUGCGAUCACAGGAUGGAGUCGAUAUGAUUAUUACCAUGCUUCCCUCCCUUGCUGCAUUGAUCCACACAGCUGAUUCAACCCUACAUGAUAACACAUAUAAGCGAGUGUAUGGGAAGUGGAAAGAAUGGGAAGUUGUCAUUUGGGAUAAGCGGCUAAACAUGAGUCCUCACAUUCGGAUUCUUGCAUUAGGAGUCACUGUAGCACGCAUUUAUUGCACUCACGAGACUCGGGCGGCAUUUCUACAAAUGUGGUCUGGACUAUGGGAUACUGUUGAAAAAGUGACAGGAAAGUUUGUUCAUUUUAGAUUUAUUGAUGGAACUGGACUUCGCGCGAUUCUCGUUGAUGGUUGUAAACCACAAGUGGACGCAUGCGGAGAUGAUCUCCUCAACCGAGUUCGGAAACGUGAAAAACACCUUAUUGUUGAGCGGGACCCUCAAAUAAUUGUACAACACAUUAUUCGGACAUGUUGGGUCCAUCUUGUUCGAAAAUUUGAGGAUCUUGCGAAAUCCUGUCCUGAUGAAGUUAUGAAUCGUAUCCGCGGGUUUCCAUUCCUUGAGACCCAUGAAGAAGUCGAUGAAUUCAUCAAGUGGUGUGAAAAUUCUGAACACAAGAAAGUCCGAGAUUGGAUGGUUGACAAAAAACAAAGUCCUUGGUUUAUACCAUCUCUUAAUCGGUUUAUGAGUAAGAUUUCCGAGGAAGAUUGGUAUCUUACACCAGCCGACACCAAUCUCAAUGAGAGUGCCCAUCCGUAUACAAAUAAACAUACAGGAACAAACUUGAAGAUAUUGGAAGCUAUUCAAAAAGCCCAUGAGCUUGACCUCGACAUUGAGGCUAAGCGAGAGCAAAUGGAGAAGGAUUGCAUUCUUUCAAACCAUUAUAACACCCAGCCCGAACGUGACCGCGCGAAUCGAAAGCGCCGAGAUGCCCGCACACAGAAGCUAGAAGCUCGAAACGAUGCCAUCGACGAGCUCGACAACAUCACCAACCAAAUAAAUGAGGCAGCAGCACGCGCAAAAGAACUUCGUGCGAGAAAAAAGGAACUCCAGUCAGCAAGUGGCAUCAAGCGAACCAAAGCCAAACCAGGCGCGAAGGUCGUAGCAGCCCCUCAACGUCCUAUUGCUGGCCCAUCGCAAUCUGUGCAGGUACCAGAGUUUUCUGAUAGUGAAGAUCUCGAAGCCAAUUAUCAUGAGGAUGUUUUCUCUGGUAACCCCAGCCCUGCACGCUCUUUGGUAUUGCACUGCCCAACCAAUCCCUUCACGUUUGAAUCAACCCCAACACGGCGCUUGCGGUCUCCCUCUAAUUUCGACAUGACUCAAAACAGUACUUCGUCAUCCCCAUAUUCUGGGUAUCGCUUACCAGCUCCAAAUAGCUCUCCCACUCGAUCUGGCACAAUUUUUCCCAGUCGCAGCGGAAACUUUGUUUUUGACAAGUCCCUGGAUCCAUCAUUUCUCAUCCCUCCUACAUACAAUUCAUUCUAA